This is a messenger RNA of Oncorhynchus mykiss (rainbow trout), 1524 nucleotides long. The record is from RefSeq and is a predicted model, not a curated record. Lineage: Eukaryota; Metazoa; Chordata; Actinopteri; Salmoniformes; Salmonidae.
AUUUUAUAUAGUGGUUGACAACCAACUUUAAGGUGCAUCACCGCCACCAACUGGACUGGAGUGUAAACCAGUGAGAAGGAAGGUCUCAAUUCUAUUCAAUAUUCUCGUCUCCCUAUGGAAAAUUAAAUACCGCAUCUCCUGAAGAUUUCCCCAGCAGUUCACUCACUUUUGGCUAGCGCCAGCCACUAUAGGCUAUUCGUGCUUGUAUUUGGCCUAGUGACUCUGCUGACUGCUGCGACACAACACGUGUUUGUGGCGUUAUCCAGCCUCCGCAGUGCCACAGAAUCUGAACGCCAUCUGGUGGCGAAUCAUAGCGAAGGAGAAAGUUGUUUUGUUUGUUAUAAAGCAGAACAAACUGAUUUUUUUUCAUGUGGGGAUUGAUUUAGAUUAACUUGUGUGUGGAACAUUUUAAGACCAAGAAUAAAUCCAGAGUUAACCUUCAUAAGAGGUGGUGGAGUAGCCUCUGUGAUACCAGGAAGUGGAGCCAGUUAGUUUCUGAAAAAAACUAUUAUUCCCAUGAUGCAGUUCAUGUUCCAGUGACAUCCCAUGCUGCGGUUGUUUUUGUUCUGUCGCUGCUGUCAACCAUCACCAGAUAAAUAACGGUCUGUAGGCGGAAUAACGUCAGUAGACUUCAAUUAAAGGUGUUGUCGUUGCAAGUAAGUACUAUCAUCAGGCUUAACGUUGCACGGUUCGCGUGUUUUCCCGCAAUGUUGUCUUCGGUUCCACCGCGGAUCUUCAUGCGAAGGUCGCGCAGCCUUUCCCCGUGCCGUGUGCUCCAGACAAGCACAAAGGACGCCGCGAGGAACCACCUCAUCCUCGAUAAAGCGGACGCCAACCGGAACCCCAUCGUUUCUACCUCCCGUGUCUCCCGUAGAGGAAUUCUGAGCGAGGAGGCGAAAGGCCAGAGUGUGAGCCUGGCCAUACAGUAUCACCAUCUGGCCCCCAGGUGGCUCUCUAAUCUCCAGGGUCGCAGGAGCUCCUGGGCCUCUCUGGCUUCCAAGGGACGCAACAACAACAACCUGUACUGGGAACAGAGCGGGGAAAGGACCGGGGGACAGAGCGGGAGCAGCCGCCCUUACGCACUGGCCUCUGCUGGGGUACUGUCCGCUGCAGCCAUGGCCUUCUGCCUCAAGAAGGACUCUGAUACGAAAGGUGAUGCACUUCUGGAGGCUGCAAGGACCAACAGCUCACAAGAUGUGGCAAGGUUGCUGGGCGAGGGGGUGGAGCCUAACCACAGACAUCGUCUGGGCUGGACCUCUCUCAUGGUGGCAGCUAUGAACCGCCAGCACAGCGUGGUGAAGGUUCUGCUGGAGUCUGGGGCUGAUCCUAACGCAGGAGAUGACUUCAACAACGUCUAUGACACGUCCAGAGAGAAGGGCAUUCACUCACUGGAAGUGUUAGUUUCCAGGGAGGAUGAAUUUAGUAGCAGGCUAAGUAGCAGGGCUGGUUUCCGUGGUUGCACAGCCCUACACUACGCAACGCUGGCCGACGACCCACUCGCUGUACGCAUGCUGCUGGAGAAAG